Messenger RNA from Cryptomeria japonica (Japanese cedar), 729 nucleotides. RefSeq lists its product as uncharacterized. The record is from RefSeq and is a predicted model, not a curated record. The transcript has a single exon. The coding region runs from base 1 to 729 and encodes 242 amino acids. NCBI's taxonomy places the organism in Eukaryota, Viridiplantae, Streptophyta, Pinopsida, Cupressales, Cupressaceae.
AUGAACCAAACAAAUACAAAUCUCACUGUUUUGCAGCAAAAGGAAUUCAACUCAUCAAUCCAUUUGUUUGCAACAAAUGACUCAACAACGCUGCACAACAAAAGAAUGUUGAAGGAAUUAAAUUUACCCAUUGCUCUCAGCAUUGCACAUAUUGUGCAACAAACUAAUACUGACUAUGAUAACAAUGAACAACUACCAUUAGAGCUACUAUUAUGUGAAAAUCAGCAAGUGAUGUUGCUAGCUAACUUGUGGAUUGAAGUUGGCCUUGUAAAUGGUUCCAUUGGCCUUGUUAAAAAAAUUGCAUAUGAAAACAAUACUAAACCACCAGACUUGCCAAAAUUUGUUAUUGUCCGCUUUCAGAAUUAUAAAGGCCCUCCAUGGGAUACAUUGCAUCCAAAUGACAUACCCAUUACUCCAAUUACCCGACGCAAGCGUACACAGAUUCCAUUGACAACUGCUUGGGCCAUAACUAUUCACAAAUCUCAAGGACUUACACUGGAUAAAGCUACAAUAGACAUAGGCAACACUGAAAAGCAAGGCCUAACAUUUACAGCUAUCUCAAGGGUCAAAUCAAUUGAUGGAAUACGCAUUCAUCCACCUUUCUCAUUUGAAAGGUAUGCAAAAAUGCAAAAAAGUGCUUUUACCACCAUAAGAAAGAAAGAAGAAGCUCGCUUGCAACAACUCUUUGGCCUCACAUCUACAUCGCAGGAUUACAAUCUACAUCUAUGA